Fimicolochytrium jonesii is the source of this 723-nucleotide messenger RNA. RefSeq names its product polyubiquitin 5. Gene Ontology annotation, biological process: modification-dependent protein catabolic process; protein ubiquitination. Gene Ontology annotation, molecular function: zinc ion binding; ubiquitin protein ligase binding; protein tag activity. Bases 152 to 697 code for a protein of 181 amino acids. The transcript has a single exon. The record is from RefSeq and is a predicted model, not a curated record. Gene Ontology annotation, cellular component: nucleus; cytoplasm. NCBI's taxonomy places the organism in Eukaryota, Fungi, Chytridiomycota, Chytridiomycetes, Spizellomycetales, Powellomycetaceae.
AAGCGCAACGUUAACCCCCCCAACCCACCCCUCGUGUACAUAUAAAUAAACAACUGGCCGCUCAGCUACCCUCCCUAAACCACAACCCAACAACACCACACCGCUCUAACCACCCUCCUCCGUCCAUCCACCACCCAUCACAAUCGCCACAAUGCAAAUCUUUGUAAAAACCCUGACCGGCAAAACAAUAACCCUCGAAGUCGAGUCCUCCGACACCAUCGACAAUGUCAAAACAAAAAUCCAAGACAAGGAAGGGAUCCCGCCCGACCAGCAGCGGCUCAUCUUUGCCGGAAAGCAGCUGGAGGACGGACGCACGUUGAGUGACUACAACAUCCAGAAGGAGAGCACGUUGCAUUUGGUGCUGAGAUUGCGCGGCGGGGCGGGGGAGGAAACCACACUGGCGGAGACAUCAACGUCGUCGCUCGAGUCCACGACGGAGGCGAAUACGAAUACGAAUACGGGGACGGGUACGACACCGUCCCCCGCGAAGAAAUCCACACGGUGCAAGUUCCCGGCCUGCACGGCCAAGCCGGUCAAAAUCAUCGGGCUGUGUCGCUACUGCACGCACACGUUCUGUUCAAAGCAUCGGUUGCCCGAGGCGCAUCAGUGUCAGCAGAUGCAGAGCUGUCGGCAGGUGGCGGCGGAGAGGUUGGCGGGGAAGCUGUUGGGGGAGAAGUGCGUUGCUAGUAAAGUAUAGGCCCGGGGGCGUUUGAGGAGGGGGGU